AUGUCUCCUAAUAGUACACGGGUCGUGAUCAUUGGAGCAUCUUAUGCUGGCAUUGGGCUGGCCCAAUCCCUCCUCAAGACAAUCCCCAACAUCCACAUUGUGAUCAUAAACCCCUCGGACACAUUCUUUUUCAACAUCGCCUCGCCUCGGAUUCUGGCAAAACCAACGGCCUAUCAAUCUGACCAGUAUCUGCUUCCCAUCGUGAAGGCCUUUGCCCAUGCCCCUGCUGGUGCAUUUGAGUUUAUACAAGGCCAUGCAGUCGACAUCAACCCUGAUUCCAAAACCGUUGUCGUUGCCAACAAAGGCAACAUCGCCUUCGACUACCUGGUCAUUGCUUCCGGUAGCUCCACUCCAUCGUCAACAGCUCAUGGAAGCACCUUAGCGCCUUUCAAACCAACCGGCGAAAGAGAUCUGGAGGCACAGAUUAACGCCGCGCAACAUGAGAUUGCACGUGCCAGAUCUGUCAUCAUUGGAGGUGCCGGUGCGGUUGGUGUCGAAUUUGCUGGGGAGCUAGCCGAGGCCUUGAAUGCUCGCAAAACAGACAUCGCGCUGAUAUCCUCGACAUGGCAUGUUUUGUCCGCACUCAAAAAGGCCGCAUCACAGAAGGCGGAGAACAUUCUGACUGAGAAAGGUGUGAACUUGGUACGAGCGCGCAAGGUUGUGAGAGCGACGCAAGAUGCUACCUCGGGAAAAUGGAAGGUAGACUUGGAUGACGGCCAAACCAUGGAGGCUGACGUAUACAUUUCGACGACCGGAGUGGUUCCCAAUAACAAGUUCAUUCCGCCUCAGUAUCUGGACAGCAAGGGAUGGGUGUCCGUGGACAGCGAAAUGCGCGUCAAGGGAUCUACUAGCAUGUAUGCGAUUGGAGACAUCACCAGCCACUCGGCUCGCCUGUUACUCAAAGCCCAGGAACAGAUCCCAGUGGUUGCAUGCAACCUUAGAGCUGAUAUCCUGGGGCAAGGCAAGAGGAAGAGAUAUAUGGCGGACGAUAAAGUAAUGAUGAUUGUGCCUGUGGGGUCAUCUAGUGGAACUGGCCAGAUGUUUGGCAUGGUUCCAUGGGGAAAGCUGGUUGCCAUGAUCAAGGGAAAAGACUUCUUUGUCUCCAAGGCGAAGGAGAUGAUCGGGAUGAAAUAG
Messenger RNA from Aspergillus tubingensis, 1134 nucleotides. Its product is annotated as NAD(P)/FAD-dependent oxidoreductase. The transcript has a single exon. NCBI's taxonomy places the organism in Eukaryota, Fungi, Ascomycota, Eurotiomycetes, Eurotiales, Aspergillaceae. Gene Ontology annotation, cellular component: cytoplasm. Gene Ontology annotation, molecular function: electron-transferring-flavoprotein dehydrogenase activity; flavin adenine dinucleotide binding. Bases 1 to 1134 code for a protein of 377 amino acids. The record is from RefSeq and is a predicted model, not a curated record.